GGAUUUGGUUUAUAUGAGUCGAAAAUUAGUAAACCAAAAGAAAUAAUUAUAGAAGAUGAAAAUAUAAAGAAUGUAAAUAUCGAUCAUGUUACAUGUGGUACAACCUUUUCAAUAAUUUCUGGAUUUAACCAAGAAAAGAAUAGGCAAAUAUUUUUUGGAUGUGGUGAUAAUAGAGAUGCUCAAUUAAUUGUUGGUAAUGGGAAAAUUCAAACAUUAGAGAAUAUCGAAGUAUUAGAAUCACCAGUAUUGCUCGAGGGUAUUACUGGUAAGAGAGUAAAGCAACUAACAUCUGGUACAUAUCAUAAUGCAUGUUUAUUCACAGAUGGUACAACUUUACUUUGGGGUGCUGGGAACAGUGGUCAAAUUGGAUCUGAUAUUUACAGUAGGGUUCAAUAUGAUCCAUUCAACAGCAAGGUGUUAUUCGAUAUUGGAAUUGAUAAAAUAUCAUUAGGUGCUACUUUUUCAAUUGCUCUUAGUAAGGAUGGCAAGCUUUACUCUUUCGGCUCCUCUUCAUUUAAUGAAUUGGGAAAUGGUGAUAUGUUUAAUGAAAGAGUACCAAAACUAGUUGAUAAUGAACUAUUAAAGAACUCUAAAAUCAUCGAUGUAUCUUGCGGUUUCUUCCAUUCACUAGCACUUACUGACGAUAAUAAAGUAUUGACCUGGGGUAGAAAUCAUGAAAGUCAAUGUUUUCCUGCACCAUCUGGAACUGGUAAAGGUAGUUUCACAAAUGUUUUAUAUUUAGAUACAUCAGCUUUAUCAACUGACGAUAAAAUUAUUCAAAUUGGUGCAAAUAAUCUCAACUCUUAUAUUUUAACAGAGUCUGGUAAAAUUUAUUCAAUUGGAACAAAUGAUCAUGGUCAAGUAAUAGAUUUAGGAAAUUUAAAAGUAAAGAAAUUCUAUACUGGUUUUAAAACGGUAAUUGCCGAAACCAGCGACGAGAGAUUUUUUGGUUGGGGCAGUAAUUUGGAUCAUCAAUUAUCAUUAGAAAAAAGAGCAAAUUAUUUCAUACCAACAGAACUAUCAAAUCUUAAUGAGUUAAAUCAAGAGCUUAAAAUUAAAGAUAUUUCCAUAUCUUUAAGUCACUGCAUUUCAUUAACUUCCAAAAAAGGUUAA
Dictyostelium purpureum is the source of this 1113-nucleotide messenger RNA. RefSeq lists its product as uncharacterized. The record is from RefSeq and is a predicted model, not a curated record. The annotation marks the transcript as partial. Gene Ontology annotation, cellular component: cytoplasm. NCBI's taxonomy places the organism in Eukaryota, Evosea, Eumycetozoa, Dictyosteliales, Dictyosteliaceae. The transcript is spliced from 2 exons. Gene Ontology annotation, molecular function: guanyl-nucleotide exchange factor activity.